Messenger RNA from Gilbertella persicaria, 1055 nucleotides. RefSeq lists its product as uncharacterized. The transcript is spliced from 2 exons. The record is from RefSeq and is a predicted model, not a curated record. The coding region runs from base 75 to 860 and encodes 261 amino acids. Lineage: Eukaryota; Fungi; Mucoromycota; Mucoromycetes; Mucorales; Choanephoraceae.
UGAAAAAACGGUUUUUCUUUUCACAAGAGCUAAGUAUUCCCACGACCACAAAAGAUGGUGACCAUAGCAACAGAAUGUCGAAGACCAUCACAAAUGAGCUAGUCAGUACUGAAACUAUCUAUACAACUAUCAUUGCUUCACCUACACCUACUAUCUACAAUGCAUCCAACACUGACUUACCAGCACAUCAACAACAAUCACAGUCUGCAAGCAAUAUGAACGAUCCCAACAAUAACAAUGGCCUCGAAGAAAGUCUAAAAAGUGACCAACAGGCACUUAAGAGAAUGAUCAUGAUCCUAUCUUUAGUGGGUGGAUUGGGUGUUGUUGCUAUUGUUACAACAGUAGUCAUAUUUACUCGUAUGAGAGCAAAGAACAAAAAGAACCGAGAAUGUAUAGAUGAUGAUCAGCAUGACAAUUCGACUAUUGCAUUGAGUCUAGAUAACCAUAAUGACGAUGAUGAUUCAACACCUUCUGUAAAUCAUGUUUCCUUAUCAGAUCAACCGACAACCAUUGAACCCUCUGCGCCACCUGCAACUAUUCUAAACGAGGAUACGGAGACUCCAUAUUAUGAUAACAGACGCCAUUUUGUGUCCAUGAUGUCGCAAACAACAGCUAUACCCUCUCCUUCUGCACCCACAGCUAAGGAAUUGGAUGCUGCUGUAGAUGAUAGACCAUCUAUUCCAAGUACAUCAGGCCACCAUCGCCAUCGCUCAGCAUGUACACGAUGUUUGCCUGAAAUAUUGCCUGAAUUACCUCCACCAGCUUAUACACCAAGUGCACCUCCACAUUAUGCUUUACCGGUAGAAGCUGUUGCGAUGGAUAACUUGUUGCCUUCUAGAAGAUAUUCUUUAGGGGCAUAAUGUAUUUAUUUGACUCUUUUUUUAUUGUAUCUAUAGCUCUUUUUGAAAAUUACCAUACCCUAAACAUACUCUCUCCUCAUCAAAUGUUGUCACUCUAUGAGGAGACAGUGUUUGCUCCUAUUGCUUACUCCUUAUCUUUCUUAAUAUAAAUAUACAAGAAACAAUGAGUUGUUUCUUUCUUUAUUCUACUUAAAA